This is a messenger RNA of Arachis stenosperma, 1782 nucleotides long. RefSeq names its product UNC93-like protein 1. Bases 150 to 1517 code for a protein of 455 amino acids. The record is from RefSeq and is a predicted model, not a curated record. NCBI's taxonomy places the organism in Eukaryota, Viridiplantae, Streptophyta, Magnoliopsida, Fabales, Fabaceae. The transcript is spliced from 4 exons.
AUCAAAGAAUCUACACCCGUAGGCCGUAGUAGUCUUCACACUUGCACUCUUCCUUAUCUUAAAUUCCCCAAUCACGAUCAUAAUCACCGUCUGAUUUCUCAAAACAAUUCCACAAACCGUGUUGCAUAGCCUCUCAUCUCAACUGCAAAAUGGUUCUCAACAAUGUUGAUGAAGAAUCAAGCAGAAAAUCAAAAGCGUCAUCAAUGGUAAGGUACAACUCAGCAUUGGGUCAGAUAAUGAUGAUUGGGGUAGUAUGCUUUUGUUGCCCUGGAAUGUUCAAUGCACUAUCAGGGAUGGGUGGUGGAGGCCAAGUUGACCACACUGCCUCCAACAACUCCCUCACGGCGCUCUACACAGCCUUUGCCGUCUUCGGCGUCCUCGGCGGUGGCAUCUACAACAUCCUUGGACCUCACCUUACGCUCUUCGCAGGUUGUUCCACCUAUGUUGUUUACGCGGGUUCGUUCCUCUACUAUAACCAUCACAAGCACCAAGCGUUUGCGGUUGUUGCUGGUGCACUCCUUGGUGUUGGUGCUGGUCUUCUUUGGGCUGCACAAGGUGCUAUAAUGACAUCUUACCCUCCAUCAAACAGAAAAGGGACUUACAUAUCAAUUUUCUGGAGCAUAUUCAACAUGGGGGGUGUAAUUGGUGGCUUGAUUCCUUUUAUAUUGAACUACCAUCGCAGUGAAGCUGCUUCUGUCAAUGAUGGAACCUACAUAGCCUUCAUGUGCUUCAUGUCAUUGGGGACACUCUUGUCUUUGGCUAUUUUGCCUGCAAGUAAGGUUGUGCGCGACGAUGGGACAAAGUGUAGCAGCAUCAUGUACUCAAAUGUGUCCACCGAAUGCUUUGAGAUUCUCAAGUUGUUCCUCAAUUGGAAGAUGCUUCUAAUUGUUCCUGCUGCAUGGUCAAGCAAUUUCUUCUACACCUACCAGUUCAACAAUGUCAAUGGGGCAUUGUUCAAUUUGAGGACUAGGGGUUUGAACAAUGUGUUCUAUUGGGGUGCACAAAUGUUGGGGUCAGUUGGGAUUGGACACAUAAUGGAUUUCAGCUUCAAGAGCAGAAGGAAGAGGGGUAUUGUGGGAAUUUCAUUGGUUGCUCUUCUUGGGUCUGCUAUUUGGAUUGGUGGACUCAUCAAUCAGAUCAAGUACUCUUCAAAUAAUAAUGGUUUGACCGAAAAGUUGGAUUUUAAGGACUCAGGGUCAAGAUUUGCUGGUCCUUUUGUAUUGUAUUUUUGUUUUGGUUUGCUUGAUGCCAUCUUCCAAAGUAUGGUUUAUUGGGUCAUUGGAGCGCUUGCUGAUGAUUCUGAGAUUCUUAGCAGAUACACAGGGUUCUACAAAGGAAUACAAAGUGCAGGAGCUGCAGUUGCUUGGCAAGUUGACACACACAAGGUGUCUCCAAUGUCUCAAUUGAUUGUGAACUGGGUUCUCACUACAGUAAGCUAUCCAUUACUUCUAACUGUAGUCAUCUUAGCUGUGAAAGAUGACCAUAAGGAUGAAAAUAACAAUGCUCAAAAAACAUAAAGAUUGAGAUCACACUGACUGAGAAUCCAGUUGAAUCUGUCUUGUUCUUAUGGCUAUUUGAUCUAGCUAGUUGAUUGCUUUUAUGAAAUUAAAAAUGUUUAUGUCAGUGUAUAUGGAAGUGGAACUCAUUUGUGUAAAUGAUAGAGACUAGUGAGAAAAGAAACUAAUCAGUUUCUUACAGAGUGAUAUAGGUUUAUACACCUAACUAUAAUCUGAGAACUUUUUCUUGGUGCAUAAAUAAAAUAUUUGUUAUUGUUUUAUACUG